AUGCUUGCUGAAUGUAAUGAAGCCUUAUUAUCUAAAGUUUUCGGACUUAAUACUUCUGUCAACAUAUGUGUGUUAUCUAUCAAUUUAAUUAUUAUGAUGGGGUUGAUAAUCAAAAUUUAUGCUGGUGCUACUACUACUGCUAAUAUUCAUUCUAUCGCUCCAGCAUAUUAUACAAAUACCUCAACUGUUGCUCUCACUUCUAUGUUUAUCGCUUCAACCAUGUAUAUUCUUUUGAUUGUCAUUCUAAUUAAAACUAAUUCUGAUGGAAACACUAUUAAUUUUUGCCCCUCUUUCACGAACAAUCCACAAACAAACAGGAAAAUCAGAGGGGCGCAAAAUAAUCUUGACAUAGCAAAAAUUGAAGAAUCAUGGGCGCAAAAUAAUCUUGACAUAGCUGAACAGCGAGUACAAGAUGCACUUAAUGAUAUUGUAGCAUCAAAUACAAAUAUAAAGCCUGAACAGCGAGUACAAGGGGCGCAAAAUAAUCUUGACAUAGAAUCUGAUGGAAAGAUAAGAGAUGUGCUAGCCGAAGAGGUGAUAAAGAGUGAGUAA
This is a messenger RNA of Schistosoma turkestanicum, 552 nucleotides long. Lineage: Eukaryota; Metazoa; Platyhelminthes; Trematoda; Strigeidida; Schistosomatidae. The record is from the annotation of a GenBank genome assembly.